CAUAGGAUACAUAGUGAGUUUAAGGGCAGCCUGAACUAUAUACUGAGACUCUGUUUCCAAAAUAAAGUCCCUGGUGUGGGCCAAUUACCUAAAAGGUGACAAUAGCAGCCCAAAGAGGGACAAGGAUUUGCCUGAAGGGGCAUUAUACCCUCUCCUUCAUGCUCAGUCAUUCCUGCAUUCAUUGAUUCACCAGGCACCCAGUCCGUGUCCAGCAGUACACUGGGGACCCCAAAUGGACACUGCUAUGGAAGCCAACUUGGGCGCUGCUGGCCUCGGGCCCCGCACAGAGCUGGAUGAUGAGGACUACUACCCCCAGGGUGGCUGGGACACAGUGUUCCUUGUGGCCCUGCUGCUCCUGGGGCUGCCAGCUAAUGGACUGAUGGCAUGGCUGGCUGGUUCACAGGCCCGGCAUGGGGCGGGCACGAGGCUGGCCCUGCUUUUGCUUAGCCUGGCCCUCUCCGACUUUUUGUUCCUGGCAGCAGCAUCCUUUCAGAUCUUGGAGAUCCAGCAUGGAGGGCACUGGCCACUGGGGACAGCUGCCUGUCGCUUCUACUACUUCCUGUGGGGUGUGUCCUACUCCUCCAGCCUCUUCCUGCUGGCAGCCCUCAGCCUGGACCGUUGCUUGCUGGCACUGUGUCCACACUGGUACCCUGGGCACCGCCCAGCUCGCCUACCCCUCUGGGUCUGUGCUGGGGUCUGGGUGCUAGCCACACUCUUCAGUGUGCCCUGGCUGGUUUUCCCUGAGGCCACCAUAUGGUGGUAUGACCUGGUCAUUUGCCUGGACUUCUGGGACAGUGAAGAGCUGCCACUGCGGAUGCUUGAGAUCCUGGGGGGCUUCCUGCCAUUUCUCUUGUUGUUUGUCUGCCAUGUGCUCACCCAGGCUGCAGCCUGCCGGACCUGCCAGACCUGCCGCCACCACCAGCCUCAACCCUCGGCCUGCCAUGGCUUUGCCCGUGUGGCUAAGACCAUUUUGUCAGCCUAUGUGGUCCUGCGACUGCCUUACCAAUUGGCACAGCUGCUCUACCUGGCUUUCCUAUGGGACAUCUAUCCCGGCUACCUGCUCUGGGAGGCCCUGGUCUACUCUGACUACCUGAUCCUACUCAAUAGCUGCCUGAGCCCCUUCCUCUGCCUCAUGGCCAGCACUAACCUUCGAGCCCUACUGCGCACCAUGCUUUCCUCCUUUGCUGCCGCCCUCUGUGAGGAGCAGCCAGGCAGUUUCACACCAGCUGAGCCACAGACACAGGUGGCCUCUCAGAGCCCAACUCUAACAGCAGAGGCCCACCCUCAAGUGAACCCCACAGCCCAGCCACCACUGAACCCCAUGGCCCAGCCUCAGGUGAACCCCACAGCCCAGAUAUCAUUGGACGCCAUAGCCCAGCCUCAGGUGAACCCCACAGCCCAGAUACCACUGGACCCUAUCACCCAGCCUCAAGUAAACCCCACAGCCCAGCCAGUACUGGACUCGAUAGACCAGCCUCAGUUGAACCCCACAGUCCAGCCAGAGUUGGAUGAUAUGGUCCAGCCACAGUCCCCUGGCCCUGCUACCAGGACCUCCAGGUCCUGUGAGGAAGCUUCUUUUAGCCCAUCUCUAGAUCCUUCACCUGAGCCCCCUGAGAGCCCAGCCAUACCAGUGGUCCCCGAGGGAGAAAGCCCCAGCAGUGCCUCACAAACAGAGGUCCCCAGUGUAGGCCCCACAUGAGG
This is a messenger RNA of Octodon degus (degu), 1701 nucleotides long. It is a transcript of the gene Gpr152, whose product is annotated as G protein-coupled receptor 152. NCBI's taxonomy places the organism in Eukaryota, Metazoa, Chordata, Mammalia, Rodentia, Octodontidae. Gene Ontology annotation, molecular function: G protein-coupled receptor activity. The transcript has a single exon. Gene Ontology annotation, biological process: G protein-coupled receptor signaling pathway. Gene Ontology annotation, cellular component: membrane. The coding region runs from base 233 to 1699 and encodes 488 amino acids. The record is from RefSeq and is a predicted model, not a curated record.